This is a messenger RNA of Trichosporon asahii var. asahii CBS 2479, 1386 nucleotides long. RefSeq lists its product as uncharacterized. The transcript has a single exon. NCBI's taxonomy places the organism in Eukaryota, Fungi, Basidiomycota, Tremellomycetes, Trichosporonales, Trichosporonaceae. Bases 1 to 1386 code for a protein of 461 amino acids. The record is from RefSeq and is a predicted model, not a curated record.
AUGACAGCUGACAGACAGAUGCAGGCCGGUUCUCGUUUUGGGCCUGGCGCCGGCAACCGUAUGAGGGAGCCGCGGCCGCCAGCUGUCCAGGCUGAGCUUGAUCGCCUCCCCUCCAUGGACCAGCCUGCCUGGUACGAUCCCCCGUCACCCGCGUCUUCGUCCUCGUCCAUGGCCUACGAUGAGGUCUACAGCGAUCACGUCACGAACUCAGGCAACAAGCUCGACCUGAACUCGCGCUGGCUCCGCAAGGGCAAAAUGUGUGCCUGGGGUCCCUCGUUCGACGAUACCAUGCGCAUCGGCCGAUCGCGCAAGCGUCUGCAGAUGUGCCUCGACCAGCUCCUCCCCAAUUCUGCGGCCGAGAUUGGUGUCGAGCCUCCGCAGAACAUCAUCGAUGUUGAGGAGCGCCGCCAGGAAAGUAAGAAGCGGAAGACCGAGGAGAAGGAGUACCUGCUCCCGCACCUCACUAGCCCCUCGCCUCCGAUGUCGACCGUCGACCUCGCGCCGAUGCUCGCCCUCCCUCGCAGCUACGUUGACAUCGUGACGAAUCCGGCGAUGCGACACUCGCUCGGUGACGACUCGAUGGAGCGCGGACUGCAGAAGACUGCUGCCGACUUGCUGGACGGCGAGAAGGGUCUGAUGCAGGCGGUCGGACGCCUCAGGGAAGUCCUGCGUUUGCGCGAACGCGAUGCCCCCGAGGGCCUCUUCCUUGAUGUUCACAAGAUCAAAGAGAAGCAGGAGAAGGAGAGACAGGCUGCCAAGCCGGUCGCGAACGGCACUGCUACUGCCAAUGGCCAGCCGAACGGCGAGUCGAAUGCUCCCAACGGUCACUCGGCCGAAGGCGGUGAGAACGCGGAGGGUGCUGCGAACGACGAGCCGAAGUACCUGACGCCGUCGGACCCCAACUUCGUCCCGCCCCUCCCCCGUGUGUCAGACACCGACAACCUGUGGCGCGUUACUCAGGAGCUCCUGCAGGCGCAGCCUUCACCCACUCUUACCUACACCAUCACCCCCGAGGGCGCCGCUGGGCAGUCGAACGAGGUUCCUCCCAAGCUCACUCCCGUGCAGCGCCUCUUCACCUCGCCCACUGGCAUCACCCUCAACGCCAUCCCCCAUCCCAACAACCCGGGCUACCACUCGUUCAACCCGGGUCACCCUUUGUACCCGUCGCACAUCAAGUACAACAUUGAUGUUGCAAACCAGCAGAGCGCCGUUGAUGACGCCCUCGAGCGCAUCAUGGAGCUGCUAGCGGACUGCAACGAGUACAAGGAGCGUCUGGAAGAGGCCCGCGAGCGUGUCUCAGACGUCGCGCGUGUGCGCAAGACGCUCUGGAAGGUCGUCAAGCGCCGUGCCGGCCGCGAGCUCGACCGCAUGGAGGGCAAGGCCUAG